Molecule: messenger RNA, 1136 nt
Organism: Paramecium pentaurelia
Lineage: Eukaryota; Ciliophora; Oligohymenophorea; Peniculida; Parameciidae
Source: the annotation of a GenBank genome assembly
AUGAAAACAUUUGUCUUGAUUGUUCUCUUAGGAUUGGCAUUUGGAGUACAAGUGAAUGAAUAAGCAACAAUUUUGUAAGAUGCUUUGACCAACAAUUUAAAAGCUACAAGUAUGGGUAGAGCAGUUCUUGCAAUGGUUGAAUUGGGUUCACCUAAUUUCAAUCCCUUAUUUGAUGCAUUGGAAGCUUGGGCUUCACUUAUUGAAGUAAUAUAUCAAUUAAUUUCAGCAAACAAUAGCUGAUGAAAAUUCAUCUUAUGGGGCAUUCGUUUAAUAAGUAGAAACAGAAGAAACAAAUUAUAAAGCUCUGAUUGCUUAAUACGAAAGCGAAUUAGCUGAAUACAAUAUAUAAAUUAGAGAAAUCUUAAAGUCAAGAAUUUCUUUAGAGGAAGACCUUGAAAGAACAAGAACUGAAUUAGGAACCACUAAAUAACAAAAGGCUAACAUAGAGAAUUAAUAAAGAGAAGAUUCAGCUGAUUUCAAAACAAGAACCAGUUAAUUGAGUGCUGCUAUUGUAGUGAUUGAUGAAGCCUUAAAAGUAUUAGAUAAAGCAAAAUGUAAAUCAUAUAUUAACAAUAGACUCAUCAUUUGUUGAAGAAGAUGCUUAAUAAUUAUCUUCUUUAGUCUCAGGAACACCAGAAUUACAUUCCUUAUUACUUUAAUUAAAUACUGAAGAUUACAAGAGUGCAUAAAAUUUAUAAAAGUAUAUAUAUAUAUAUAACAUAUUUAGAGUCAUCAAUUUAUUAUAAAAUAUUAGAGAUUAAUUUAAUCAAAAUAUUCAAACAUUAUAAGCAGGUUUUACAGCAGCUUAAUAAUAAGCUUAAGAUAUGUUUGAAUUAUUGAAUGCAAAAAUUGAUUAAUUAGUCAAAGAAGUUAUUCCAUAAUUACAAUAAGAUAUAUAAGGAAAGGAUAGUAAGAAUAUAAUCUAUUUAAAGGUGAAAUUGAUUCAAGAAGAUAAUUAGCUAAUGAAGCUCAAGCUAAUCUUGAUUCAGCAAGAGAAAGUUUGAAAUAAUCCAUUUAAGAAAAAGGUUUAGCAACAAAUAGUCAUAAUAUUUUAAUUUCUGAAUAUCAUAGCAAUUUAGAUACUGUUGCAGAAUGUAUAAGUGCUUUACAUGGAAGUGGAAUUAAAAGAUAAUGAA